This is a messenger RNA of Melanaphis sacchari, 1832 nucleotides long. RefSeq names its product thiamine transporter 1-like. Bases 371 to 1717 code for a protein of 448 amino acids. Lineage: Eukaryota; Metazoa; Arthropoda; Insecta; Hemiptera; Aphididae. The transcript has 10 exons. Gene Ontology annotation, molecular function: vitamin transmembrane transporter activity. Gene Ontology annotation, cellular component: plasma membrane. Gene Ontology annotation, biological process: vitamin transport; transmembrane transport. The record is from RefSeq and is a predicted model, not a curated record.
UGAGUAUGAAUGAUUUAGUUUAUUUUAUAAGAGUGCCGGGCAUUGGAUCACUUCUCACUUUCUCUUAUACAUAUUUUUUCUUAUCAUAAUUAAUUACCUAGUCAAUACCUACCUACAACCUACUUAAUUAAACUCGUGGUCGGUAAUGGUUUGGUAUGAAUUUAGUAGUUUAAAAUUGUACGUUUAUUUACAGUUAAAAUAAUAAGACUUCAGGAAAACUAUUGAAUUAAAAACAACUUACAAAAGUUUAGUAUCUCCCUAGCCAUAAUUUAACAAUGUUAAUUUAAUAUAUUAUGCAUUAACCAUACAAAUAUAAUAUACCUACUUUACUAAUACUCUUAGUGCCUGAGCAUAGAUUUAGAUUUUAGUCAUGGAAAAUUGGAAAAAAAUUACCUAUGUGGUUGCCGUUUUUAUGUUUUUAAUACAAGUACGGCCACUAGAACCAUAUUUAACACCUUAUCUCAGUGGACCAAAUGGAAAAAUUUCUCUUUCAGAGGUAGCUAACUCAAUGGAAUCUAUAAGAUCAUACUCUGCUCUUAUAGCAACAUUGAUAAUGUUAAUCAUCUCAGAUUAUCUUCUAUACAAGAUGGUGAUCAUAUUCUUGACUUUAUGCUCAUGUAUCGCUUAUAUUAUCAUGGCAAGUUCAUCAAGCUUAAUAGAAUUGAAAGUGUCAAUGGUCUUCUACGGAUCAGCUUACUGUACCACAACUGUUGCUUCAUGUUAUUUAUUUGCUUUUAUCAAUGACAGAAAGCAUUUUCAAAAGUCUGCUAGCAUUGCGGCUGUUGGUUUGGAGCUUGGAAAAUUCUUUGGUGAUGUCUCAGGGCAAAUUAUAGUCAGCUUAAGUGGAGGAAACUACACAGCACUUCCAUACUGUAAUGCAUUUGCUAUGUUCUUGGCUACAAUAUGGGCUUUUUUAUUUCCUUCUUUGAAUAGUAGGAAUUCUUUAGAAACAUAUUCACCAAAUGAAAAUACUACGCUUCUUAAAAACAGUGAAAAAAUUACAUCCGACUCACAUGAAAUAAAACAUUGUAAUACCAGGGUAGAUAAAGAAUAUAAGAUAAUAAUUGUUUUGAAACAAAUUUGGUUAGAUUUUAAGACUUCAUUCUCCAAAACAAUUAUAUUAAAAAAAUCUCUUUGGUACAUUUUUGGUAUGGCAGCAUAUGUUCAGAUUUUAAAUAAUAUUAAUGUACUGUACUCAUUUGUCGUCUAUAAACAUGGUAAUAAUGAUGUCUUGUCAAAUGGAUUUGCUGAGUCAAUGGUCACAUUAUGUGGAGCUUUGGGUGCAUAUCUUAUUGGUAAAGUGCAAUUGGAUUGGAAUUAUUAUGGUGAUAUAUUUACAUCAUUUUGUUCUAUUUUGAUGGGUGUUUUCAUGAUAUCUUGUUACUUUUAUGAGCGUAUACAAUUAAUAUAUUUGUCAUAUAUAUUAUAUGGUCUAGUUAGUGAAGCAAUUUUAGUAUUAACCUUAUCUGAAUUAGCAAAUCAUCUAAAAAGUCAAUGUUUUUCCCUUAUAAUUGGGUUUAAUUUAUUAGGUGCUUUAGUUAUGUCAGCUAUUAUGACAUUUUUCUUUGUUCAAUUUAAUUUUUUAGAAAUUACUGUUCCUGGAAGAUUUUUGUUCAUUGGUGGUUUGUACAUUAUCCUUGGAAUCAUGUUUUUGAUUAUGUAUUUUUUUGAAGGCCGAAAAGGAAAACAAUAUAUGCUGACUGAUAUUUAUUAUUAAUACUGUUAAUAUUGAUAUACAUCACUAUCUCAAAUAUUUUUCAUAGUUAUUUCUAGUUGAUAUAAAUUCAUUCAUAGAAUUAUUUUAAAAAAGAGCAUCAAAUUAUUGUUAUAAA